Molecule: messenger RNA, 4082 nt
Organism: Schistosoma margrebowiei
Lineage: Eukaryota; Metazoa; Platyhelminthes; Trematoda; Strigeidida; Schistosomatidae
Source: the annotation of a GenBank genome assembly
ACACAGGCGCCUAAAUACUGUCUAACGUUACCUGAUGUAGAUGUAGAUUGAUAAACAAUACAGAAUCGACAGCGUUUCAUGAAUCACCUGUAACAAUAAUGAUGAAAUAAAGAAAUUGUUCGUUCUGUACAUUUAAGUAUGGAGGCCGAUCAAUAUAAUGGGAAGACUGUACUUGUUAUUAACCAUACACACAUGGUUAGCUGUUUUGCUGGAGAUGAAUUAAACUUGGAUGCAGGAGUUAAAUUUGUAAACACAAAAAUGAUAUUUCAGAAGUCAAUUUGGAGCAAUCUUGUUGAAGCCGUUAUACAGUACUGUCGUGUUGUAUUUGAUAUAUUUUCUACCGAAAAACCUAUAUCUAUAGUAACCUUUGAUGAUGAGGAAAAGAUUCACUCUAUAUGGCUAAAUGAGGAUCAAAAUUUGGAUACAAUAUGGAACAUAUUUUCUCAGGAAGGUCCACCGAAGAUCUCUUCACUCAAUUUUCUUGAACGUGGUUCACUUCCGGGUUUGUCUUCAGCCUGUCAUCUCUUACAAAUGCUAACGCCACGUCAGAAAGAAAUUAAUUCUGGUGAGAACAAAGGCAGAGUAGUUGUCUUAAGCAUGUCUAUGGGUAAUAAAGUUUUGUCUUGGAUUCCGGAUAUUUUAUCGUCUUUAGAGAAGCCUAUCGACACACCCGAUCAUAUGGAUGUUACUUCAAGUGAAUGGGUUUUUGUUGACCUAUUUCCAGCUUCUGAAUUCUCAGCAGAUCUAAAUGGACUAUAUCCUGAGCAAUUAGAGCUACCUAAUAAUAUAGAUCCGAAUGCCCGACAUCGUUUUUUCUAUCAUAAACUUCUAGCUACCAGCCAGGAGUUGUAUCAGGGUUUAAUGCGUCUUGCAGAAUGUCAUUACAAUCUUUCAAGUACACUUGUUCAAGAUAUUCCUAUGAAGGAGGAAGCUAAUGUUAAUUCUGGUAGUUCAAUGUAUGGCGUCGAAAUUCUGCAUCGAGCUGAGGUACACGACGUGUUAAAAUGUCGGGGUAUUUACGAGAAAUUAUUAGUACGUACAGAUAGUGAAAACAAUAAGUCCAUAUCACGACCACACUCUGGAUUUUCGAAAACUUUGGGCAUAAAAUGGGUUACGCCGAAGACCUCGGAUACUAAUUUUCUGCGCUUUGCUGUCGCAACAUACCGAGUAACCUUAGCAGAUGUUUGCCAUAGAGCAUCUACUUGCUUAGCUCAAUUUGUUUUAGGAGGUCGGUCUGUUGCGUUGGCUCAUCGUCUACAGUCUUCAUUCCCAGCGUUACCUAAUGAUUCUAACUUCUUAACAUCUUGUUCAACGGAUGAAGCUCUUCUACUCACUUGUCAUGGAUCCGUAAUGUAUAUACAUGUUUUAGGAACAAUAUUCCCAAUGACUCAUCCCCAGAAUAUUCCUUUAACUUCUAGUUCUAAUGUGGCCUCGGGAGAUUAUCGUAUACAAGCCUUCAUUGAUCAAAUCUUACGCCCUUCUCGUCUGGCUCCGGCAUCAGCUAGAUUAAAUUAUUCAGUGUUUCCCAAAGAACGAGCUCAACAACAUAUUGAACGUCAAACACGGUAUUGGCCACUUAUGGAAUCUCAAACAUUACUGGACAAAACUAAGCUAGCUGCUCCGAUAUUCGAAAAUUUACCAAAAGAAUACCUUGAACCUAGUGAAAUAUCUGCCUGUGAAGAAUCUAUAGUGAAUAUUGUAAACUCUAUUAAACAGUACGUUUGCCUGUCCGAUUCUAGAAAGAACUCUUCUAAACGAGGAUCAUCAUCUGGAACUUUGCCUGUUGCACCUGUACUUCAAGCAGAAGCAAUUGUAAUGGCAACUGAAUUCGAUUAUAUUCUUUCCUUAUAUAGUGAUAUAUCAACUGAACAUGAACAAAUUCGAAAUUAUUGGAUACAAACUAUAAGUUCAUCAAAAACUAAUGACACAUUAAAUGGACUAAAUCGUUUGUCAAAUGAAAACGACUUUAAUUCAUUAAAUCUCACAGAAAUGAUUCGUCUAGCUAAAACAAUAGCAUAUGAUCAAACGAAUAUCGUUAAUUCUAUAAUCCCUUUAGCACUUAUAAAAAUUAUGAAAAGUUUAACAGUUCUAUGUGAACGUCUCCAUAGGCAUACAAAUUCUCAUGAUUCCAAAUGUAUCACUACGCAAAUAAAUCAAAAGUAUGUGUGAUUUAUUUAAUUUUUACUAGUUUGAUAACAGUUUCAAAUUUAUUUUGUAUUAUAGUAACUAAUUUGGUAUAGUAUCAAAAUUAAAAACCAUAUUAAUCAGAUAUUGGUUUAUUGGUAUACAAAAAGGUUGACAUGUUUUGCAAAAGCCUAUUUAAAUUACUUUCAUAAUUGGAGUUCUGAUAAUCAAAUAAUAUCAGUAGUAUAUAAACCUGUGUAUGAUUGGUGGAUCGUCGGUGAAUCAAAAGCUACAUAUAUGAUGAUUUUAAUGUGAGCCUGUACAUUGUUAUUGUUAGCUUAAUGAAGUUCAUAUAAAUCGGUCAGUCAUAAUCGGUAAACAGCCUGACGGAGAUGGGAAUGGCCAAGUCGUCAUGCUAACUUAGCACUAUAAGAUAAAAUUAACAAGAUGAAUAAUAAAGCAGCCGGAAUUACUGCAGUAACAUUGACAGUGAGAAAGACUAAACACUGAGAAUAUGGAGUCUAAAGGUAUGUCUGUUGGGGUUAUAAAACUCAAAAUGUCGAAGAAUAGUGGAUGUAUUUGACCCAUUGUGUCCAAUUACAAGUAAUGUUACUCAAUCACUGGUCGUGCGGAACCUAACUAGGUAAUUCGUAUCUAUCAACAUGAUUUUCAUCCAUGGUCAAUGACUUCGUGAACUGAUACUAAUCUUCAUUUUGAUCAUCUGUCAGUUUACUUCCAAGUUUUCUAGGCAACGUUGCACAUCACUAAAAUAUCAACUACGUUUUUCAUUCGAAGUAUGAAGGCAAAUGUCAUUUUGUACUUUUUGAUUAGUUCAGACGUCAAACUGACCAGAUUUGUAUUGCAGUUAUAAGUGGCUGAUUUUUAGUAAUCCAUAUAGAAUAUAUAAUAUUGUUUCGUAUGUUAUAGUGUUAAUACCACUUCUUAGUUACUGUCGUAAUGCAUUGGAUAGAUAGGUGAAGGUGUAAAUUCGUAGCUUUGAACAAUUACUAUUUUCUCUCAUAGUACAAUCCUUUUUUUCUUAUUCACAUUCAGAUCUACAUGUAACCCGGUGCAAUCGCCCAAGAUGAUGGCAAUAGUUGAACCUGGUAAAAUUUCUAUUUUAACCUUUUUGACAAUAAAAUCCUUUUUACUCAAUUUAAAAAUGUUAGGAACUAGAGGUAGCAAAAGCUGUAAAUUUAGAAAGAAACAAUGCUUUAUUCAAUACUUAUAAUGAUAACAGUUCAAAUUUUGAAAAAUUCCCAUAUUGUGAUUUAGAACAACAUAUAUAAGCGAACAAUAUUGUUUUCGAUUAGAUCCUCAUCAGGCUUUGCUCUAAUAUACAAUAAUAUUUAUAUACAUAUACGAAACCAUUAAACUAAUCAAGACAGUUAAUGAGUCAGUGAUAACAUCGUAAUAGAUCACGCAAAGAAACAAAAUAAGUAAGAAGCACAAAUUGAUAGUGUGGUAACAGGUGUACUAGUUGUGAUAAGAAUAAGUAAUUUACAUACAGUUAGGAAGCUCGCUUUAUUCUUCACUAUCGAUGCCACCUACCUACGCAUGCGGUGUACUAGUUUAUUUUUCGAUUAGAAAACUAAAUGGGAUCGAUUCAGGAGAUAAUCAACUGUUAAACUGAACCUUGUCGGAAGGUCUAAAAUUACUGACUAGGCUUUUCGAACUAAUGAUAGUCAAUAGUUUAAAAAGUCAAAUAAAAUAGCUCUUAAUCGAUAACAGUGACUCAAAUGUAUUAAAUUUUCUUAUGUUCGUGCAAAUCUUACUAAAAUUCUUUUUAUUUGAUUACAAUUUCAGCUGAUCGAACAAAUUUUAUUGAUCGUUUAAAAUCUACAAAACGUCGACGUGUACAAACGCAGAAAUUAGAUUUUGUUGGUGUACUUACUGCAGAUUCUAAAGGUUUAUGUCAAUUGUACAAAGGUUUAAAAGAUAAAGAAAAAUCCAAUGCU